CCCAGUCCAUAAGGCCCAGGACCAAGACAAAAACCGCUCCCUCAGGCUCAGCAAUCGCAUCUUCAGCGGUGGAACGGUUGAACUUGAAGCCAUUUCACGCACGAGAAAUUGCGACAAUUCCGAUGUCUCUCCUCGCCACCCUCAUUUAAAAACCUACCCCAGCUCUCUCUUUCUCUUCGCUCCUCUCCCAUCAACAUCCACUCAACCCCCCUGCUCUCUGUUUCUCUAUCCUUGAUUCUCUUUCCAUUCUCAACGCAAUCAUGUCUUGCUUCAAGGGCAAAUAUCAUGAUGAACUCAUUACCAAUGCUGCCUACAUUGGCACCCCAGGAAAGGGUAUCCUUGCUGCUGAUGAGUCUACUGGCACCAUUGGCAAGCGUCUGGCCAGCAUCAAUGUUGAGAACGUAGAGUCUAACAGGCGGGCUCUUCGGGAGCUUCUCUUCUGCACCCCAGGUGCCCUCCAAUACCUUAGUGGGGUGAUCCUCUUCGAGGAGACCCUUUACCAAAAGACAGCCAGUGGCAAGCCUUUUGUUGAUGUCCUCAAGGAAGGUGGAGUUCUCCCUGGCAUCAAGGUUGACAAGGGUACCGUUGAGCUUCCUGGCACCAAUGGUGAGACUACAACCCAGGGUCUUGAUGGCCUUGCUCAGCGCUGCUCAGAUUACUACAAGGCUGGUGCCCGAUUUGCGAAGUGGAGGGCUGUGCUCAAGAUUGGCCCAACUGAGCCAUCUCAAUUGGCCAUCAAUGAAAACGCCAAUGGAUUGGCACGGUAUGCCAUCAUCUGCCAGGAGAAUGGUUUGGUCCCAAUUGUGGAGCCAGAGAUCCUAGUGGAUGGUCCUCAUGAUAUUGAGAAAUGUGCUGAUGUUACAGAGCGUGUACUGGCAGCUGUAUACAAGGCUUUGAAUGACCACCAUGUUCUGCUUGAGGGGACUUUGUUGAAGCCCAACAUGGUGACUCCUGGAUCUGAUGCCAAGAAGGUGGCCCCAGAGGUGGUUGCUGAGUAUACAGUCCGGGCCUUGCAGAGGACAAUGCCUGCCGCAGUUCCUGCUGUAGUCUUCCUCUCAGGCGGACAGAGUGAGGAGGAGGCCACUCUCAACUUGAACGCCAUGAACCAGUUGAAGGGAAAGAAGCCAUGGUCUCUGUCAUUCUCUUUUGGACGUGCAUUGCAGCAGAGCACCCUCAAGGCAUGGGCCGGGAAAGAGGAGAACGUGCAGAAGGCCCAAUCUGCCUUCCUCGCCAGGUGCAAGGCAAACUCGGAAGCAACCUUGGGUUCUUACAAGGGUGAUGCUCCCAUUGGAGAGGGUGCCUCAGAGAGCCUCCACGUCAAGGACUACAAAUAUUGAUCAAUCAAAUUUUGACUUGUCGUUUUGAAGAAAAAAUAUAUGGAGAGUGGUAUCCCUUGAUUUCCUACUACUAGGCUUUCCAUUACUGUUUUUAAUUUUCUUUUACUCCCUUUGUUUAUUGAGUCAAUGUAUCAAUAAGUUGAAGAAAGAUGGAAAGCCCUCAUGAUGAACCUAAGUUUAGGUUUUGGUUUUUGUGAUGAAAGUUUCCAUGUUUGUAUUAUCAUAUCAGCUAGUUUAUAGCAAUCGUGGACCUCAUUCUUGGCUUUAUA
Nelumbo nucifera (sacred lotus) is the source of this 1606-nucleotide messenger RNA. It is a transcript of the gene FBA4, whose product is annotated as Aldolase superfamily protein. The record is from RefSeq and is a predicted model, not a curated record. Lineage: Eukaryota; Viridiplantae; Streptophyta; Magnoliopsida; Proteales; Nelumbonaceae. Gene Ontology annotation, molecular function: fructose-bisphosphate aldolase activity. Gene Ontology annotation, biological process: glycolytic process.